Tachysurus fulvidraco (yellow catfish) is the source of this 1801-nucleotide messenger RNA. RefSeq lists its product as uncharacterized. The record is from RefSeq and is a predicted model, not a curated record. Gene Ontology annotation, biological process: regulation of translational fidelity. NCBI's taxonomy places the organism in Eukaryota, Metazoa, Chordata, Actinopteri, Siluriformes, Bagridae. The transcript has 9 exons. Gene Ontology annotation, cellular component: cytoplasm. The coding region runs from base 173 to 1801 and encodes 542 amino acids. Gene Ontology annotation, molecular function: double-stranded RNA binding; nucleotidyltransferase activity; tRNA binding.
UAUCAACUCUGCUUCCCAACUCCUCUCCAGUUACUAUGCUUAUUUGCGCCAAGAUUGCUAUCAUGCCACCAAAUUUAGUCUGCACUGCACCUUUUGGCUUGUGAAGACCUGGGAAGAGUAUGUGAUAUCUGUGUUGACUGGAAGAAGUGAAGCAGCAACAGCGAGGCAAGCUAUGGUGGGAAACUGGUUUUUUCUAGCAGCCGGUCUAGUCCUUUGCAUCGCCAGUCUGAACAUGGACAUACUGGAGUUGGUCCACAAUGGCAUCUUUGUUUUGCUGACAAUCUCAACAAUCUCCCAGAUUCCUCUUGAUAGGUACUACAUCUUUUAUGGGGUGGCUUGCUCCAUUUUCACAGCUGUCUCAUUAUAUGGUACCUUUGCACGUCUCAUUAACACCAUUGCUGAGAAGUCACUAAUUCCUGUUGGAGUCCAGCCUGUCUCAACUGAUAGACUGCAGAGUGGCCUUAGUUGUCUAAGGAAGUUAAAAAAUGAGCAGCACCAAGGAAAGGGUACCCAACUGCCUGAUGCUCUCUUUUACCUCACCAAUGGGGUGGCAGCUCUCUCAGCAAUUCAUAGCAGCCAGCCCCAACAGAGUUUUCUGGACCUGACAGUACCCUGGGUCUUCAUUCCAGGGACCAUCAUCCAGGGUUAUGUAAGUCGAUUACAGGUUCAAGGAGGGCAGAGAUUUGGAUCGGUUAUCCCAUCCUUCUACUUGGCUAUUUGGGCCAUCUGGACCUGGUUCAGAUUUGCAGGACAUCGGCUGCAGUUUACAACAGCAUCAGCAAAUGGAAUUGCAGCAGGAGCAAUCGCAUUCUUGGUGAUUAAUGCUUUUCUUAUACUAGUUGCUGCUUAUGGAAAUCUUGUUUUGCUGGCAUUAACCAUUAUCAUGGAGGUCAUAGUGGUGUGCCUUCUCCUCUCAACUCUUGAUAGACUACCAUACCAGUUGGAAGUUGCCAUGCUUUCAAUAUUUGCCAUAAUUUGCUUAUAUGGGACUCUGGCAUCACUUGUUAACUAUAUAUUCUCCAAGACCAUAAUACCAGUUGGACCUGCACUCAUAAAGAAUAAUAUUAAUAAGAAAAAAGCUGCUGCUACAGCUCCAUGUCCAACUCCAUCCUCUCGUGGCACCAGUGGGCUCCAUCAGAUUGCCAAAUUGCUGGAAAACAAUGGUGUAUGUGGUAUUCCAACAGAUACUGUCUAUGCUCUGGCUGCUUCUUGCAAAAAUCCAAGAGCGAUAGAAAACAUCUACAAUAUCAAAGAACGUCCUGCAGAGAAGCCCAUCUGUAUCUGCAUCUCUAAUCUGGAGCAGCUUGUUGCAACCAAACCACCAUUUAGUCCUUUGCUUUGGGAGUUUAUGAGAAAUGUCUAUCCAGGAGGCAUCAGCUGUAUUGUACCAAAAGGAGAUUGGCUUCUCAAACUUGGAUUGGGGGCUGCAUAUGAUCGUGUAGGAACCAAGGACAGCAUAAUGAUCCGUGUUCCUGAUCACACGGUCACUGCCCACCUGUGUGACAUCACCGGACCUUUGGCUAUCACAUCUGCAAACCCAAGUGGUGAACCUGACAGCACACAUCAUGACAUGGUUAUCAACCGCCUUGGACAUAAGAUCCAAGGAGUAUUGUGUGAUGGUCAUUCCAAUGAGCUUGUAGGGUCAACGGUGGUCAGCUGCCUUAAACGAUCUCUAUCCAUUGAAGGAGGAGGAGACAUUGUUCGGCGGAAUGGUGUCAAAAUUCUUGCCAAAGUAGAGAAUGAGCUCUCACAUGAAGCAGUAGAGACACCCAUGACCAUAGCAGAUACAUACAAUUUAUGA